AUGUUUGUGAGGAAGAUGAGUCUCGCGGAGACGGGUGGAAAUGGCGCAAGCGUCGGCGUCUUGGCUCGCCGACGAUCAACCUCGAAUGAUUCUGAUUCGCGACGCAAUCCUCACGGCCGGAUGAGCACGAUACCUGCUCUUUCUGCGCCGCACCGCUUCUUGGCAGCCACCCUACCCGAGUACCGCGCCGAACACGACCCAUACAGCCUGCGCAGUGGAUUAAAAGACAUCGAUGACGAGAAAGCCAAGGCGAAAGCCAAUACCAAAGCCAAGCGCGCCUGCAACCCCGUCGGCAAAGGCAAAGACAAGAUCCGCUCGCACAAACUCAUCAAAUUCUACCAAAACCAGAACGAGAACAUCGAGCGCCUCCUCAAACCCGUCGCCGACCAUGUCCAGCAGGCGAAAGACGAACAAGGCGCGGAGGCGUUGCAGUUCAAGAUUGCCGUGCAGGGAAGUUUCGCUGCGAAUAUCAUCUUGGCCAUCUUGCAGGUCUACGGCGCCGUGUCUUCGGGCAGUUUGUCGCUGUUCACCACCAUGGCCGACAGCAUUUUCGACCCCAUGAGUAAUCUCACGCUGAUCCUCUGCAAUCGAGCCGUGAACAAGGUGGACCCGCGAAAAUUUCCGUCUGGGAAGCAGCGCCUGGAGACGGCGGGCAAUAUUGCCUUCUGCUUUCUCAUGACGGCGGUGUCGUUGAUUCUGAUCGUCGAGUCGAUUCGGCAGCUGGCUGAGAAGUCAGACGAUGCCAAGUUUCACAUCCCCUCCGUCGUUGCGGUUGGCAUUGCGUUCGCGACGAAAUUGGGCCUUUUUCUCUACUGCUGGGCUUUGAGGAACAAGUACAGCCAGGUCCGCAUUCUGUGGGAAGAUCAUCGCAACGACCUUUUCAUCAACGGCUUCGGUCUUAUGACCAGUAUUCUUGGCAGCAAGAUCAAGUGGUUCAUCGAUCCCAUCGGAGCCAUCGCCCUCUCUCUCCUCAUCUCCUUCCUCUGGCUCCGAACUGCAUACCAGGAGUUUCAGUUACUGAUCGGCGUCUCUGCCGAAACUUCCUUCCUCAACCACGUCACCUACGUGUCUAUGACCCACGACCCGCGCGUCAUCCAGCUCGAUACGGUCCGCGCAUGGCACUCCGGACCACGCAUCAUCGUCGAGGUCGAUAUCGUCAUGGACCCAGACCUCAGUCUUCGCGAAACCCACGAUGUCGCCGAGGACCUGCAAAUGAAACUCGAGAGUCUGCCCGACGUCGAGCGAGCUUACGUUCAUGUUGAUUUCGAAACUACGCAUUCGCCCGAGCAUUUCUUGAAGAAGGAGUUGUAAGCUUUCUUCUGCUGUCAUUCGCUCCUAUCAUUGAAAUAUGCUCGCGUCUCACACUCUUGCUUGAUGUUGACCACCCUGCUCGUAGUUCCAUGAAGACGCUUCGAGGGCAGCAGCAGGAGGAGGAGGUGGUGGUAUGGGAGGAGCCUCGGAGGUCGCGGAGAUGGUGGUUUGGUGGUCAGCGCGAGAUGAUGGCUGAGUGGAGAGAAGGAUGGCGGAGAUGGCGACGGGUAGAGUGAUAAAUUCUUCUAGAUUUGAGCGAUGAUGCAUUUUUGACAGUAGAGACUUUGCCUUUUG
Messenger RNA from Pseudocercospora fijiensis CIRAD86, 1605 nucleotides. RefSeq lists its product as uncharacterized. Gene Ontology annotation, biological process: monoatomic cation transport; transmembrane transport. Gene Ontology annotation, cellular component: membrane. The transcript has 3 exons. Gene Ontology annotation, molecular function: monoatomic cation transmembrane transporter activity. Bases 1 to 1311 code for a protein of 436 amino acids. NCBI's taxonomy places the organism in Eukaryota, Fungi, Ascomycota, Dothideomycetes, Mycosphaerellales, Mycosphaerellaceae. The record is from RefSeq and is a predicted model, not a curated record.